Molecule: messenger RNA, 5061 nt
Organism: Nilaparvata lugens (brown planthopper)
Lineage: Eukaryota; Metazoa; Arthropoda; Insecta; Hemiptera; Delphacidae
Product: cell wall protein DAN4
Exons: 13
Coding region: 1714-4962 (1082 amino acids)
Biological process (GO): protein dephosphorylation
Molecular function (GO): protein tyrosine phosphatase activity
Source: RefSeq, a predicted model, not a curated record
GGAAAAAUAGCUAUAAGACGAAUAGUAGGGGGUAUGGCUACACACAAACUGAUGCCAUAACCUCAUCCCAACCCACCAUGACAUACUCUAGUGAUAUUUUGAAAGUAAUCUCUCCCAAACUGUCUACAUUUGGGAGAAGAGUUAACAGCACUGAUGAGAAUAGUUAUACCACGAAAUUACUUCCGUCUGAUCAGGUACCUACCUCUAGAACGACAAUCAGGUAUAGAACUACAACGACUACCGAUGCAAGUCCCAGGGAUAGUAGGAUUCUAACAGGACGUAGAAAAGUCAAUAGGGAAGAAUCCACCACGGAUAGUGACAAAUAUUUGGAGAGGAUACAAGAGCAAAUAACAUUGAGUAGUUCAACUGGUUCACAGAGUUACCAUGAUGCUAGUAAGAAUUCAGAGUACAAAAAGAAACCGUUGAAGAAGGACACUGAAGUGGAAUCGGUGAUAAUUGUAGGGGGGAAACAGAGCCACAUGAAAGAAUCAGCGAAAAUGAAAGAACCAUCAGAUAUAACACAAAAAACUACUGAGUCAUGGGAUGAAAGACACAAACGCUUGAAAGAGUCGGGGAAACUGAGAGAAUCGGUGACACAGAAACCCACCGAAGUGUUGGAAGAUAAGUAUAGCACAAUAAUCGAUUCCUUGUCUAAGGGUAGCGGCAAUAUUCCUCAGAACAUUAUCAUAGAAAGCCAGAAAAACGUCACAAUCAACAAUGAGCCUGGUACAAAUUUGUUGGAUACCGUGGAGAGUAAGGAGACCAAUGAGAAACGAGAGACUAAAGCAAAGGAAGACGAUGAAUCUAAGAAUGGAGGAGAUGUUAUUCCUGUGAUAAUAAAGAAUAGUGUGGUGGGAGAGGGGGUGAGUGAAGUUUUGAACAAAACCAACAGUUUCAGGCUUUCUGGGGAUGUACGACCAAACAACGAGAGUUUGUUUUCAUCUGGCAACUCGGGAGUGAAUGUUGGCGAGCGUAAAGAGCUCUCAGAUAGUAGUGAAAACUUGGAAAAUUCUGAUAGAAAAAAACUACCUGAUGUGAUAGAAGAAAAUCAGGAAAUUAAAAAGAAAAUUCACAGUCUGAAAAAACCAACCAGUGGUGGGAAAGUUGAUGAUGGUUUUGAUGACAACACAUCUUCAGCUGUUCCCACUCUUGAACUUAAUAGAACAACCGUUGGCGGAGAAUCUGGGGGUGACAAGAACGAAGAAGAGAAUAAAAUCAAGAAGAUUAACGAAUUGCAGAAAACAAGAAUCAUUUCGUCAACAUCUCGGAUAACCAGCAGCUCCAGUAGCAGGCUUGGAUCCAUGAUACAACAUGUAUACACAACUUAUGCUUCGAAUAAUUUGGAAAACAACAUACUGACGACAUCGUCACCUAUGUUCCACGGUUUUACAUCGACCACACCAAGAAUCAAUCAUCACUUCUCGUUCAAAACGACUACAGAACAGUCUCAACCGGCCGAGAAUUUCAUCAAACAAAUUCCUAGUUUCUAUCCGAGGAAAACAUCGCAUGAGUCAUCCACAUCCACUGUGUUGACCACUGAGGAGACGCCCGAGGAUCACAGUAGAGAAGUGACGGCAGAGCAUUCCAGAAAAACUUACUCUACCGACGGGACCAGCUAUUCUAAGCCAGGUCACCCGUUGAGCUCCACAAUGAGAUCAAGCCCCGGUCAGAAAAAUAGUUCCAUGGUCUACAAGACUGCAAAAGACCACUCACAUGCCAGAGACAACUAUGAUGGACUAUUCAGAUGGAACAGUCAAAACCUCAUCGACGAAACCAUCCUCCACAAAAGAGAUGUCCAUCUUGUUUCCUGUCUGGUCGCCAACAACUCAGAGAACAAAGUCAGACAGAACCUCUCCAACCACUUAUGGGAUUCCAACUGCAACAUUCAUCACCUCGGAAACACCUUCAAGUAAUACUUGGUCACCCUUGGGUUACUCCAGUAGAGUUACAAGUAGUUUUGUAGAUGAGACAUCUCCUACAGCUCCAACAAGCUCCACCAGUAGACUUUUGCAAUCAUCCAAAACUUCUGUUGAUGCUUCAGUUUACCCUGAUGCAACAACUGUUCCCACAUUAUCAUUGAGUAUCACCACAGCAGAAUCACCCACCCAAGUAGAUGCUAUAGAGUCUGCCGAAAAAAGUUCCAUCCAGAAUGUAUCUACAUCGAAAUCAUUUUCCAGUAAUUGGGAAACUACAGAUUCAUCAAGCGAUGAACACAUUUCAACAUCAGCUCCUUCCUCGGAAAUAACCAAUACUUGGGAAACUACUUUAAGUACUGGAAACUCUUCUAAUGUUCUACAAAGCAACAUCACCAGUGAAAGCUCAUUGGAGACAUCAUCUCCUCAUCCAUCAUCAGAUGAUGAAAACUUGGAAACAACCAGAACAUUUUUCGAAUCCACAAAUUGGUCCACUUAUGAGGAUGGAAAGAGUACUGAGGAUUUACAGUUUGGUGAUGGGGAUUUGAGAUGGAAGAGCACCACUAGUGCAAAUUCGGAGAGAAAUUCAACUGAAAAAGAGAUGACAACAGUUUCCGGGUAUGGGAGUGAAGAGGAAAUUGGCUCAACGUCAUUUGGUGAUUUCACUACAACUUUAGGGCCUGAAAUUACAUCAAAGUCAUUGGAAAACUCAACCUCGAGAGGAGGAUUUGAUGGCGUAACUCCUUCAAGGUCAUAUCCUACAUCAAAUUCUGCCCACCACGCUUCUUCCAAUUCGAUUUCAAAACAGAAUUCAACAUCAAAACCACAGGAUUCCCUUCAAAACUCAACAUUGAAACCACAGGAUCCCCAUCAAAACUCGACUUCGGAAUCACAGGAUUCCCAUCAAAACUCAACAUUGAAACCACAGGAUUCCCAUCAAAACUCAACAUCAAAACCGCGUGAUUCCCUUCAAAACUCAACAUCAAAACCGCAUGAUUCCUAUCAAAACUCAACAUCAAAACCGCGUGAUUCCCAUCAAAACUCAAUAUCAAAACCACAGGAUUCCCAUCAAAACUCAACAUCAAAACCACAGGAUUCCCAUCAAAAUUCAAUAUCAUUCUUGAGUAACAACCGUACCACAACUACAAAAACUCCAACACAUGAUACGGAGGACUUUUUCGAAACAGAUGAAGAGGAAGUACAUACAACUACUCCGACCUCGACUGAAGGUGAAUUUGAACAAGGCAAUGAAGAAGAGGAUGAUAAAUCGAUUAGUAAUGCACCAACAUCAGUGACACCAAACAAAGAUAAUCGGAUAAAUCGUAAUGAGAGUGUAAGUGAUGCAGAGAUUACAACGGAACGGAAUAAUUUCGUGAUGAAGAUUUCUACGACAGAUAGUCCCAUGUCGACCCAUCCCUGGAUUACAGAUUCUAAAGAGGAGGGAUCGACCACUAUUCCAAUUAGAGUGAAUGACAGCAGUACAACCACUGUACCCACGAGAGUUGAUAUUGCAAGACCAACUUGGCCUGUGCGACCUGUGACCAGUGAGCCAGACCCCGCCACGACGAACCCGCAGUACAUGGGUCUUUCACUGCUCAUCAAAGGAUCCACUCUACAGGAAAUAUGCGAAGCGCAGCAAUCUCUUAAACGAGCCAUCAUAUUCCUAUUCCGUAACACAACUGGCAGGGUACUUGAUGAGGAUCAGAUAGAUUUUCCUAGUUUGACAGCAGAUGAAUGCAAAGGAGCCAGGGCACUGAAGAGUGGUCUGCAUAGCAUCGACUUGAUACUCUAUGAUGAAAAUGGAAACUUCGACGACCAACUCAACAGUGAAUUUAGAAUGCUCUGGGAAAAUAAUGGACUACGUACCAAUAUUGCCAUUCACGAUGUCUACUUGGUGCUUCGUCCAUCAGAGGACGUCCAGACCAGUGGGAUGACAAUCGCAGUAAUCGUCAUUGCCUGUAUUGGCCUCACCUGUAUGCUUCUCUUUUUCAUUCUCAUGAUGAUAUUGAGGAAAAGGCAAAAUAAAUUCAGCUACGGCCAGAGGUGUACCCCUGUAUCCCUGGAUGAUUAUAGCUUGGACAAUAUAUCUGUUUAUAACAGUAUAAGGAGGAAAAACGCCCGAAGAGCUUCAAAACGAUCGUACGGUAAUCCUGCUUUUGAUGAUCCGAGCGCGCCCUCGCACCAGAUCAACUUUGCAGCGCUGGCACAUUUGAGCGGCAACCGGAAGGCGAUGGACGACGAAUUCGACGCGAUUCCGAUGAUCGCUGCGAAAAUGGAUGAACUGCCACCGGGCGCCGAGACGCGCAACCGCUAUGCCAACGUCAUUCCGCUGCCCGAGACCCGGGUGCAUCUCAAGGUCAGGGAGGGUGACGACCCUGUCAACUCUUACAUCAACGCAAACUAUGUCAAGGGCCCCAAAGGAGUCGAUAAAUUCUACAUAGCUUGUCAAGCACCCAUGCAAUCCACAGUUAACGAUUUCUGGAGAAUGAUUUGGGAACAGCAGAGCAAACUCAUACUAAUGUUAACAGAUCUGCACGAAAAUGGUGUUGAAAAAUGUUUCGACUAUCUGCCGCCAUCUGAAGUACUCGACUGUCAUAGGCUUUUCGGCGAUUAUCAGGUGACAUUAAAAAAGCGAGAGGUUCGAGAGAAAUAUGUAAUAUCACAUCUUCAGCUCAAGAACCUUGACUCGAACCUGUGGCGCGAGGUGACCCACCUGUGGUACACGAGCUGGCCCCACCAGGGCACGCCCUCAGAGGGGGCGUCCAUCAUUGCCUAUUUGAUAGAGGCACGCGCAUUCACGCGGAACUCGGCCGGCCCCCAUGUGGUGCAUUGUAGUCCAGGUGUUGGACGUACAGGCACUGUUCUAGCUAUAGAUUUGUGUAUAAGAGAGUUUGAAACGAGCAGACUGGUGGAUGUUCCUAAAACCGUAUAUGGUUUACGCAGAAAUAGAGCAGGGUGUGUACAGACGAAGGACCAGUAUGCCUUUAUUUAUAUGGUGCUCAAUGUUUACGGUACCAAACUAACUGGAGGAGCCUUGGACUCCAUGUGAAUAUUGUUAGAUGUAUCCUCCAUAUAUUGUAUUAUUUACAUUUUGUUAUAUGUUUAUACUGUAUCAUAAUAUUGAAUAAUAUGGUUAUUUAAAAUGAAA